Molecule: messenger RNA, 3916 nt
Organism: Gaeumannomyces tritici R3-111a-1
Lineage: Eukaryota; Fungi; Ascomycota; Sordariomycetes; Magnaporthales; Magnaporthaceae
Exons: 6
Coding region: 595-3264 (889 amino acids)
Biological process (GO): protein dephosphorylation; DNA damage response
Cellular component (GO): nucleoplasm; protein phosphatase 4 complex
Molecular function (GO): protein phosphatase activator activity
Source: RefSeq, a predicted model, not a curated record
CAACCUCGCACUGGCUACCUGGUCGGCUGCCACAUGAGACCCGAACCUAGGUGGACUGGAGCCCUCCACACAUCACCGCCGCCAUCCCGCAUCGAGCAUUGGCAUUUCGGCAUCGUUUCCCGCCUAGCACCGCAAACGCCGACGCCCGCCCGCCUGCUGCCGUCCUGAUCACUCCGCAUUCCGCGAUUGAGCCCACGACCCUGCUGGCCCGCGGGGACCGUGGUGCGCAUGGCCUAGGCACCGAUUCCUGCACGACGUCACACACAACACACACGUACAACACGCGCGCACAUUCUCGUGCCGACGCCCGCUGCCCGAAAUAAUCUGCCGCCGCAACAAGCGUCCCUCGCCUGCCCGACUGUUUGUAUCGCCGCCCGCCCGACUCGCGUCCGACGGCCCCGACGCCUCGAAUCCCCCUUCGGCUCGCGGCGCAUCAACCGGCGCGCGCGCGCGACGGCCCUGGUCAAGGUGGCGACCGUCGCUCUGAUCCGCUGCCGCCCCGACGCCGAGCUGUCGCUGCAGCAGCACCUGGAGCUCGCCCCCAAUCUCGUCCACUCUCCCACUGCCGUCGCCGAGGAGGAAGGCGCGCAGCCGAUGAUGGCACAACCCGUGCCUCAUCCACCGACCGACAAAAGGCGCGUCAAGGUCUACGAGCUCCGUAACAAUGACUGGUUCGACCGAGGCACCGGCUUCUGUACCGCCUCCUACAUCUCGAACUCUGACAGCGACAGCCCAAAGGAACCGAGGGUCGUAGUCGAGUCGGAAGACCAUCCGGAACGGGUCUUAUUAGAGACCCGGAUCUGUAAAGAAGAUGGCUUCCAGAAACAACAAGACACACUCAUCGUGUGGACGGAGCCCACGAACGGGAUAGACAUGGCUUUGAGCUUCCAAGAGGCCGAAGGAUGCCUGUUGAUAUGGAAAUUUAUCCACAGCGUCCAGACCUCCUUUACUAACUCUAUGGGUCCUCACGAUGACAGCCUCUCCGACGACCUUGCUCUUGAGCUUCCGAACCCCAUCUCGCUACCCCCACCCGAUCUCGCAAGCCUCGCCGAACUGGAGCAAUCGAUCCGCAUCAUGAGCUCGAGUGCCACGGGCAGGGAAGCGCUGACAAAGUGCAUAAUCAUGGAGGACUACAUCGCCCGGCUGAUCCCGCUCGUGGAGAUGGCAGAAGACCUGGAGAGUUUGGCCGACCUCCACCGGCUGUGCAAUAUAAUGAAGUCUAUUCUCCUGCUUAACGACACAGGAAUCAUUGAGCACGCCGUCUCGGACGAGUGCGUCCUAGGUGUCGUCGGCGCUCUCGAGUACGACCCCGACUUCCCGAGCCACAAGGCGAACCAUCGCCAGUGGCUUAGCAAUCAGGGCCGGUAUAAAGAGGUGGUCAAGAUUCAGGACGACCUCGUCAGGAGAAAGAUACACCAAACCUACCGGCUGCAGUACCUCAAGGACGUUGUCCUGGCCAGGAUCUUGGACGAUCCCACCUUCUCCGUUCUCAACUCGCUCAUCUUCUUCAACCAGGUGGACAUUGUGCAGCAUCUACAGUCCACCCCCGAAUUCCUCAAAGACCUGUUCGGCAUAUUCACCGACGACACGGCGGAGCAGCUGCGUCAAAAGGAAGCUGUGCUCUUCAUCCAACAGUGCUGCGCUAUAGCAAAGAAUCUGCAGGUGCCAGCGAGACAGAACCUGUACAACAACUUCCUGACCCACGGCCUGCUCCAGGUCGUCAACUUUGGCCUUCGGAAUCCGGACGUGUCGGUGAGGGUGGGGGCAACGGAUAUCCUGGUGUCUAUGAUAGACAACGACCCGCAGAUGAUUCGUCAGACGACAUACCGCCAGCAGCGCGAGAACCAGCCGCCCCUGACGGACACGCUUAUCGACUUGCUGCUCGUUGAGGUCGACCUCGGUAUCAAGUCGCAGAUCUCGGACGCCCUCAAAGUGCUGCUCGACCCGAAUCCCCCGGGGCCACCACCCGAGGCCGUCCAUAAGGUGAACGGCGAGGUAGUGGCUAGGCGCCCGCCUCAGUCGGAUCCUCAGCAGGAGCUGUUUCUGCAACACUUCUACCAGAAUGGCGUUCCCAGGUUAUUCAAGCCACUCACCAGCUUGCGCGGCCAGACAGACCUGGAAUUCUCCGUGACCAACGAUGGCAUCUUUGGCUAUCUCAACGAGAUUCUUUGCUUUUACAUUCGGCAGCACCCGGGUCUGUGCAAGUUGUUCAUUGUGAACCACAACAUCACCCAGCGGUUUAUGCAGUUGAUGGUGUGUCGAAACAAACAUCUGCAGCUCGUUGCGCUACGAUACUUCCGUCAGCUCGUACUCCUCAAGGACACAUUCUGGCACACGCAACUGACUAACAAUUUCGUGUUUGCGCCGGUACUGGAUGUUUUGACGCAAACACUGCCUCGGGACAACCUGCUAUGCUCUGCUAUCCUGGAGCUCUUCGAUCUGGUUGGCAAUGAGGACUAUAGGGAGUUGACCAAGCACGUCAUGUUCACGCUCGGGAAUAGGAUCCAAGCUCUGUCGUACAUGAACCCGUUCCGAGCCAUCAUCCAGGCCUAUGAGCAGACACGGGGCUUCGCCGUGAAGCCUGCUCCUGCUCCUGCGCCCGCCGGCCAGCCACAAGGACAGCCCCAGCCCCAGACACAAGGCUAUUCCGCCGCCAUGGACACAUACUUGAUGAACAGCGAGGACGACAUAGUGGCGGCAAGGCGACGGGCAGCCUCGACUAUGAGGGGAAUAGGCGAGCACAUUACAGUUGAUCCCGAAGAGGAGGCGUUUUGGGACGCCAACGAUGACGAGGACGAAGCGCAGAUUCGAGCAUCUGCCACCGGAAACCAGCCAUCCAAGCCCCUGGUGGACUAUGCUUCGGACGAGGAAGGGGACGAGAAUGUGGACACGGAGAUGACACCGGCCAUCAUCACAGCACAAGAGGAGGGAGCAAAGCUGGCGGUCGCUGCUGAGGGAGAGGAGGUAGCGCAUAGCGACUCGGCAGGUCAGCCCGCUCCACCAGUGGAGCGCAUAUCCGAAAAGAGGCGGCGUGAAGAGGACGAGGAAGACGAGCUUGGAAAGUUGCUGCAGACCAGCAAGCGCCGCAACAGCAGCUCGGCCAGCAUGAGCUCGACGGGCUCGACUGGGCUUCGUAAAAAGAUGGGUAUGGGUGGCAGCGGGCGCGAAUCCCCAAACGGCGCAAGCAAAAAGAUUGCCAUUUCCAUCUCAUCGUCGCUGAAGCUCGCCGCCGGGCAGACCGCCGCAGACGACGCCGGGCAGUGAACCGGCCGGCCGACAGCUCGCUCCUUUUGGGCAGUCGCGUCAGGCCCUCCCUUUCCCCGUCUCAUCCAGCUCUGUUUCUUUGCUCCUGCCGAGCCAGAGCUUUGGGCUGCUUCCUCGAACUGGCCGGAUUUUCAGCUCGUCUUGGAAGCCGAGGAUAUCUAUCCCCUCAUCCAGGAGGCCACCGCAGUUCCGUUUCUUUCCAUAUCGCGCUGCCACUUGCUCUGUCCCGUUCUGAAUGCCGGUAUGACUUUUUCGCGAAAUCACAUUUUGCUGACACAGGCGGCGUUUGGUUCUCAAUACUCCUUAUCCUCCCAUCUCUCUCUCUCCUUCAGUGGUAUUCUGGGCUGGGCCGGGCGAAAUCUAGGAUGUCUUUGUAUCAUCAUUAUCCCUGAAGCGGGGGCGCGCGUCGAGCGCGUGCAAGUGUGUGCUGUGUGGGCGUUGGCGCGUUCUGGUCGAGGUCGGGCUUGCGACGCCUCCAUCUCUAUGCCUAUAUAUAUAUAAAUAUGUCAGCCAUGGGAUAAAGUUUCGAGGACAGGCAUUUCCCGCGUUUUCCUUCUUGGUGACUGGACUGUUGUGCAUCAUCUGCCAUGCCGCCCAGCUUGGAUGUUGUCGCGCAUUGGUGGGUGACGCUGGUGGUGUAUGCCUUGGGGGG